AAAAUGGGCAAAGGGACAAAAUAGCUCACUAGAAAGUGAUAUCACAGCCAAUUUGACUAGAAUUAGUUCAGUGCACAUGGGAAAGGUGAAGAGUGAAGUCACAGACACUUCGGAAACAGGACACUGCAUACACCGCAAUACACCGGUACACAUGAGCGAGUGUCAAAUUGUGUGAUAACACGCAUAUGACCAACUUACCGCUGCUAACUCCCUCUCUCUCCAACUCUGAAUCUCGUGAAUGAUGGGGGUGCAAAAUGUGCAGAUUUUCUUCGACAACUCUCCUCAGGGCAUCUACUUUCCCGGGCAAACGAUUCACGGCCGGGUGAAGGUCGAAGUGCAAGGUCAUCAAGCCGUCAAUAUAAGAGGUGUGAGCGUCAAGUUCCAAGGGGGUUCUCUAGUCCGAUGGACAGAGACCGUUCAAAGGUCCGAAAGCUUCCAUCAUCACGGUUCCACGGGUAUCAACAGUGUCUCGGAUGGGAGUCUGAGUAGUGGGCGAGUCAAUCGACAAGAGAUCGUGGUUCACUCCAAUCACGAAGAGUACUUCAAGUCCAAGUUCUUCGUGUUUGGCAAUGGUCAAAAUGUGCCAAUUUUUCCAGGGGAACACGUCUUCUCGUUCAGUUAUAUCCUACCGGCCAAUCUGCCCUCGUCCUUCGAGAGCACCCUGGGGCAUAUUCGGUACCAAUUGGAGGCCCGGGUAGAUCGACCUUGGGCCUUAGAUAAGGUGUCCAAGACUUUCUUUACCAUCAACGGCAUUUUGGACCUGAAUCUGGAACCGGGAGUCAAUGCCCCCGUUCAAGUAAUGGACCACAAAACGAUGUGUUGCUGGUGUUGUCGAAGUGGGCCCAUUUCGGCAUUGGUGAUGUUACCGAAAUCAGGCUUCGUUCCGGGAGAGGCCAUCCUACUCGAAGCGGAUGUGGACAACAUGAGUAACCGACUCAUGAACCGCACUCAAGCCCGACUUAUUCAGACGGUUCGCUAUCAAGCAACCGAUGCCUCAAAGGUGGUUGAGAAUCCCAUCCUCAAGGCUGAUCAGGGACAGAUCCCCCCUGGAGAAUCCCAAACGUGGAACGAUCAUCCCUUACGCAUUCCAGCCCUCCCUCCAUCGGGUCCUAGAGGAUGUUCCAUCAUCCACAUAAGCUACAAACUCGAGUUCCAUGUGGAACCGUCGUCGGUUGGUAUGAGCUUGAUCUUGAGUACACCCAUUACCAUUGGAUCCAUCCCGACUCAGAAUAGCUUCAACCAAUUUCAAGGCAACAGUCAGGGAUAUCCUUCUCCUUCUCCAUUUGUGUUUCCGAUCAACGAAAUGCCUCCACCUUAUUCCGAUCAAGUAUAUAAUCCACCCAAGGUUAAUGUUCAACCCUCAGCCCCGUCCUUACUCAUGAUGGAGCAAUAUCCCGAUCUGCCCCCACCCAGUUACAUUCAGGCUGUCAAUGAGUCCAGACCUCCUCGGAUUGCCAGAAUGGACGACGAUCAUGAAGAUACCACUGCCAAUUGGGAAUUCGUGCCUCAAUACGCAGUUUACCAGCCUAAAUCGGCAUGAUCCACCAUCCUCUUAACAAAAGUGUGUGUGGGAUGGAAGACUAGCAUUUCCUCUGUUUUGAUUUGGUUUGAAAAAACACCUAUUUAACCUCUUGUAUUCAGCAUUUUACCUCGUAACAUGCGGUAGGUUUAGGAGGUCUUUUAAUUAAUGGCUGACAUAUCUGGCAAUCUAAAUCAAAGAAACAAGUCUUGAUGACCGACACAUUUUUAUGGCACAGUUUGAAAGUCAAAUGUACUAAUUAUUGAUCGAUUGUAUGAUCUUGAAAAGGAAAUAAAAAUUUAUUGUACAUAUAA
Tigriopus californicus is the source of this 1833-nucleotide messenger RNA. Its product is annotated as arrestin domain-containing protein 3-like. The record is from RefSeq and is a predicted model, not a curated record. Gene Ontology annotation, cellular component: cytoplasm. Lineage: Eukaryota; Metazoa; Arthropoda; Copepoda; Harpacticoida; Harpacticidae. The transcript is spliced from 6 exons. Gene Ontology annotation, biological process: protein transport. Bases 239 to 1540 code for a protein of 433 amino acids.